Messenger RNA from Geodia barretti, 4887 nucleotides. The record is from the annotation of a GenBank genome assembly. Lineage: Eukaryota; Metazoa; Porifera; Demospongiae; Tetractinellida; Geodiidae.
GCCCCGCCCCUUGAAUCCACGCACGUGCACUACUGAAAAUGCGACUGACAGUGGACGGUCUCCCAGUCAUUUUCCCCUACGACCACGUCUACCCCGAGCAGUAUGCCUACAUGCUGGAGCUCAAACGGACUCUUGACGCAAAGGGACAUGGGGUUCUUGAGAUGCCGUCAGGGACCGGGAAGACGGCGUCUCUCCUCUCCCUCAUCGUGGCCUACCACCUGGUUCACAAACACGAGCUCCAGAAGCUCAUCUACUGCUCCAGAACGGUGCAGGAGAUCAAUAAGGCAGUGGACGAGCUGAAGAAACUGCUGGAGGUGUACCAGAAGGAGGUUGGAUAUGUUCCUGAGAUCCUUGCCCUAGCUCUCAGCGCUAGGAAAAACCUCUGCAUUCAUCCCGAGGUGAGCAGGGAGGAGGAGGGGAAGUUGGUGGACAGCCAGUGCCACAAACUGACGGCCUCGUUUGUACGGGAGAGACGGUCAGAGGAUUCCAGUGUCCCAGUCUGUCUCUUCUAUGAGGGGUUUGACGAGAGAGGUCGCAAGCAGCCACUACCUCCAGGAGUCUACAACCUGAAUGACCUGAAGAGUUUUGGCUCUGAGAAAGGAUGGUGUCCUUACUUCCUCGCCAGAUACGCCGUAGAGCAUGCCAAUGUGGUGGUGUUCAACUACUCUUACCUCCUGGACCCCAAGAUCGCUGAGACUGUCUCCAAGACAUUCCCAAAGAAAUCGGUCGUCGUUUUCGACGAGGCUCACAACAUUGACAAUGUGUGUAUUGAGGCGAUGAGUGUCAAUAUUAGCCGUCGUACCCUGGAUCGUUGUCAUAGCAACCUCGACAGGCUGGCACAGAAAGUCAGAGAGGCAGGGGAGGAGAAACUAAGAGAAGAGUACCAGAGACUAGUGGAACAUCUGAGGCAGACCAGAGCCAACAGAGAGACUGAUGUUCAGAUGGCCAACCCCGUUCUGCCUGAUGAUAUACUACAAGAGGCAAUGCCAGGCAACAUCAGAAAGGCUGAGUUCUUUAUCAAUUUCAUGAGGAGAUUCAACGAGUAUCUUAAGAUGCGACUGCGGGUCCAGCACGUGGUGUCAGAGACUCCGACCUACUUCCUCCAGCACAUUCAUCAGACCAUCUGCGUGGACAGGAAACCACUCAGGUUCUGUGCGGAGAGACUCCACUCCCUACUCUGGUCCCUGGAGCUGGUGGACAUGGGCGACUUCUCUCCCCUCAGAUUGGUCGCCAACUUCGCAACACUCGUUGCCACUUACACCAAAGGGUUCAGUAUGAUCAUAGAGCCAUUUCAGGACCGUGCACCAACCAUCUUCAACCCCGUCCUCCACUUCAGCUGCAUGGAUCCUACCCUAGCCAGUGAACCUGUGUUCUCCCGCUUCCAGUCUGUCAUUCUCACCUCAGGGACGCUGUCUCCAAUUGACAUCUACUGCAAGCUACUAAACUUCCAUCCAGUGACAGUCGGCCAUUUCACCAUCACUCUCGCCAGGCCUCGCGUCUGCCCACUGGUAGUGAGCAGAGGGAACGACCAAGUGGCCAUCACAUCCAAGUUUGAAGCCAGAGCUGACACUGCUGUCGUCCGUAACUAUGGGAACCUGCUGGCGAGCAUGUGUGGGGUUGUCCCUGACGGAAUUGCCUGCUUCUUCCCCAGCUAUGAGUACAUGGACUCAGUGGUGUCGUCCUGGGUGGAGCAGGGAAUAAUGAGUGUGAUUCAGAGACAUAAGCUGGUGUUUCUCGAGACGAGGGACAGCGGGGAGAUCUCCCUGGCUCUCAGGAACUACUUCUCCGCCUGCGACAAUGGGAGGGGAGCAUUGCUACUGGCCAUUGCCCGUGGGAAGGUUUCUGAGGGAGUGGACUUCAUGCACCACUACGGCAGGGCAGUGAUAAUGUGCGGUAUUCCGUACGUCUACACUCAGAGCAGACUUCUCCGGGUAUGUAGCUCUCUCUCUCAUCUCCGGGCAAGGCUGGAAUAUCUCAGAGACCAGUUUCAAAUCAGAGAAAACGAUUUCCUAACGUUCGAUGCCAUGAGACAUGCAGCACAGGUCUCUGUGUGCAAACUGCCAUUACUAAAGAUACCUUCACUGACACUGCAGAUCACACACUCCCAAUGUCUCAUCUACUGGGGCUCCCUUUGUGAUGAUCAUUCUAUAGUGUCAUGUGAUGAUCAUGUGACCUCCCCUGCAGUGUGUGGGGAGGGUUCUAAGAGGCAAGACAGACUAUGGCAUCAUGAUAUUUGCUGAUAAAAGAUUUGGCCGACAUGACAAGAAGACAAAGUUACCUCAAUGGAUACAGGAGCACCUGAAAGACACUCUGUGCAGCCUCACAACUGAAGAGGCUGUUCAGAUAUGCAAGAAGUUUCUCCGGGAGAUGGCUCAGCCUACAAGUCAGGAGGAACAAGUGGGCGUGUCCCUGCUGACUGCUGAACAAGUAGAGGAGAGGGAGAGAAAGAGACUCAGCGGGGAAAGCUGAUGCGCAUGCGCAGUUUCAUCAAUUUUGAUACCACGUGCAUAUAAAUGGAAUCGAAUGCCACUCUCUCAUAAAAAGAGCGCGCGAUUGGUGUUGUGGCUGGCCGGAGAAGCAGUAGACGUGUACAUGGAGCGCUCUAGGAGCUACAGCGGGAACGUUCCGUCCAACGGGAGCGUCAAGAUAGGCGGUCUGUGGAAACGGUCGCAGGGCCUUUCGCGGUUCACGCGACCCAACUACCGCCACCGCGUGUUCAUUCUCACGGAGAACGCUCUCUCCUACUACAGCGGAACAGUGGACCGAGUGGGUCAGCUGAAGGGACGAGUGGCUCUGGACGCGAUCACUGCAGUCGAAUUCGUGCAGGAGUCUGCGUUCAACCUUCCCCACACCUUCCAGGUGGUUUACACGACCAAGAAGAGUGGGUUUGUCAUCCUCUAUGUCACAUCCACUGACAGUAUAGAGUGCUCCGAUUGGAUUGCCACUCUAAGACAGGUGUGUUACUUCAACAAGGAGAUGAUGAUGCACUACCACCCGGGUGCCCUCCUCAGGAACUGCUGGUCCUGCUGCAAACAGACCGGGAAGACAAGUCUCGGCUGCCAGCCAACUUACCACCUCCUCACUCGCAGCUCCUCUCGUUACGCACAGAUGAGGAGAAAAGACACACUCACCAGUAGUCAGGGGAGUCAGGGUCGAAGGUCAAAGAGCAGCAGUGUUCCCCGAGAGGAGAGAAUGUCGCAGACUCCAGUUCCCGGUGCCAGGAUGGAGGAGGAGGGAGGUGGGAGUGGCAGUGGGCGGGGUCUCAGUAACAGCUGUUUCGACCUCACCCGCAGACAAAUUCAGAACAGUUUUCGAGCCAGUCUCUGCGUCUAUGGAAGGUGGGUCUCGCUGCAGCAGUCAGCUGUCCACCGAGCCCUCGAUCAGCAUGGGCUGCAUUACUCUCACCCGUCUCUCAUUGUCCGAGUCUGCCACUCCCCUCGCUCCUCCCCUCCCCACACCCCCCACGGGGAAGACAGAGGUCGCGGGGAGGUCACCAGUCGUCGGUGCCGAGGGAAAAGUGGGUGGAGUCAAGAGAAACAGAGUCCAGAUUGCUCCCGAGUAUACUCCGACCAUUCGGUCCAGACAGACAUUUCCCUCGUCUGAGAGCCAGCCUCACCUUGCUCACCGUACCACCAUACCUGUCCUUCCCGACCGCUUCUCUCACUCUGCCUCUCUACACUUUACCACUUCCUCUGGCCACACCCCCUCUCAGACCACACCCACCGGCCAAACGAGACCGGUCCUGGCAGCUGCAUCCCCUGUGGCGUACCACUGCCUGACCGAACCGCGCCGAAGUCGACAAAAGAUCCACCCCGGGCCACCUCCACCCAGCCAACUGAGCACCAGCAUGAGUCACCUCUGGCCACAGAAACCAGUGCUGGAGCCAAAGGUGUCAGUUACAGACCCCAACACCAUUCAUGUAUGAUACUGUUUCCCUCACGUGAGCUGAUUUGUGUGUCUAUCAUACCAACCCACCCACCGUCUUCCGUUUGCAUCAGAUUGUUAUUCUCAAAAUUUCGUGAUCAAUUCACACUAAUUAAAAUUGUUAUGCAACACAUGUGGUUCACAUGUAUGGAGCCUAUUUGGAUGGUCUGAGGUAUCUCCGAUAGAAGAAGUUACCAAAGAGCACCAUGUAAGACCCGUACAUUAGGACUCCGUACCACAGGACACUGUCGUGCGAUUUGCAAGGCCCUCCGAGUGUCUUGACGCGAUAAACAGUGCCCAGAACAGUCAGACCCAUCACAAACUGGGCCAGCUGCAGCAGAGUUAUGCUCUGGGCCACGCUCCGCGGUAUCCGGACACCGAAAGCCUUCAGGACGUAGUAAGAGUACAUGACGGAGUGGACAAAUAGGUUGAGGGUUCCGAACCAUUCCGCAGUGGGGUCUCGAUGAGACACGCUAUAGGUGCAGUAAACAAACACUGAUAUGUGGUGGUACCAAUGGAGGAAAUUGAGCGGCGUCUUUCGUAGGACUAUGAAAAUUGUGUCGCCGAAUUCGACCGCUUUCGAGAGGAUGAAGAGGAGGGCCCAGAGGUUGUGCGGUGGGUUGAGCAUGAGGUGGUUGUUGCAGACCGAGUGAGUGAAGCCGUUCUCCAGGACCCCGGCCUGCAGAUCAGGGUAGAACCGAAGGAACCCCAUAAUGCUGAAGACGGCCAACCCUGUGUUCCAGAGAGUCAGGGCCUUGCGCAAAGAGUAGGGUUUCCUGUCUUUCAUCCAGCGACGACCGAGGAAGAUGACGGCCAGGUAGACGGCAUUGGCAUACAGAGUGAGCGUCCAGUUGUCCCGCAGCCACCUCGACACCUUCUCAUCGUCGAACCGGUGCUCCACUACGUCAAUCUGGCUCAGUAACAGGUGUGCCAUUGCUCUCUCUCCCCGUGCGCGGCGGAUCG